UUGAAUUUCAAGUCCUGCCUGCAGUUGCCUUGACAGGGCCAGACCAAAUGACACCGCCCGUCCCGAGGGACAUUCCCCACCCCUGUUCUAGACCAAGUGCCAGGGUGCUGUGGCUGCCUCCAAGUCCUUCCUGUGCGCACACACACAAGCCUGCACGCACUCCCACGCGGGGUGAAGCCAGGUGCUCCUGGAAGACUCUCCUGGGGAGCAACUGUGACCCAUGGGGCUCCCUGAGAAGUGGCCAGUAAAACCCCUCCAGGAAGGAGACUUCUCCCUCCCUGCACCCCAGCCCAGGGUACUGCCCAAGUGCCCCCAAGGAAUGAGAGACAUCCUUCCAGGGGUAACCCCCAGAGAGAACAUCUGGACCCAGAGCAGGAGAAGAAAAGUGAGGCAAACCUGGCUCCAACAAGUCCUCCAUGGCCAGCAGGUCCAGCUCACUCAGGGCCAGGGAGGUGCAAAGUUAAACGAGGGCAGUCAGCUCCGAGGACCAACUGUGGACAAGCAACGAGGCCUCCGGGCCGGGGAGCCACUGAGGCCCUGCAGCAGCCCCUGGGAAAACCCUUGGAAUCAACUGUCUCUGCCUGCCCCCCCCCUUGAGGUUUCCUCCAGGAAGCCCUCCAUCCACCACUCAGGUCCUUCCAGCUGCUUGGCCUUGAACUCUUACUGGCAGCCUGGCUGGGGCAAGUCACUUUCCCGUCUGUGAAAUGGGAGCCUAAGCCCCAGCCCGGACAGAUUGACAAAUAACCCUGAGUCCUGGGCUCUUCCCCGGCUCUUCCUUCCAGCUUAUAGGGGGUGCCAAAGGCAGCCCAGGGGUGAGAAACAUGGCCUGGGUGGCCUCCUGCAACCCCCACUGGAAUCUCCCCGGCCCCUCCCUCCCAGAUUAACUGAAACCUGCUAAUUGUGGCAGCCCUCGGCCUGGUCCCCUCCCCCACCGCCCGAUUCCACCUCCCUUGGCCUCCUCUCCCCUCCCCCUUCCAUCCGAAUGAUAAAGGGCCCGGCCCCGCCUGCCCCCACCCAGCCUCAGGCCCUGGCCCUGCCUCACCUUCCUACCCUAUUGCCCGGCGCCCUCAGCCCUUCCGGACCCUUGCCCACGUUGCUGGCCUCCCCUUUAUGGGGCCCUGCAGCAACCCAGGCCUGGGGCUCGCGGGGGCAGAGUCGCCCUCCCAGCCCCCCAAGAGGAGGAAGAAGCGAUACCUUCGGCAUGACAAGCCUCCCUACACCUACUUGGCUAUGAUCGCCCUGGUGAUCCAGGCUGCACCUUCCCGCCGGCUGAAGCUGGCCCAGAUCAUCCGUCAGGUCCAGGCCGUGUUCCCCUUCUUCAGGGACGACUACGAGGGCUGGAAGGACUCCAUCCGCCACAACCUCUCCUCCAACCGCUGCUUCCGCAAGGUGCCCAAGGAUCCUGCGAAGCCCAAGGCAAAGGGCAACUUCUGGGCGGUCGACGUGAGCCUGAUCCCCGCCGAAGCGCUGCGGCUGCAGAACACGGCCCUGUGCCGGCGCUGGCAGGGCCGGGGCGCGCGGGGGAUCUUCGCCAAGGACUUGGGCUUCUACGUGCUGCAGGGCGGCCCUACCGACCGCCCAAGCCGCUCGUCCGCCCAGUCCUCAGCUGCCACCCACUCCCCCACUCUACUGCCCAUCUAUACCCCCAACGUGGUAGUGCCCUUGGCACCACUACCACCCACCUCCUGUCCCCAGUGCCCGCCCUCAUCCAGCCCAGCCUACUGGGGUGUGGCCCCUGAAACGCACAGCCCCCCAGGGCUGCUCUGGGAUCUAGAUGCCCUAUUCCAGGGGGUGCCACCCAACAAGAGCAUCUAUGAUGUGUGGGUGAGCCACCCUGGAGAACUGGCCGCCCCCACCCCGGGCUGGCUGCUCUCCUGGUACAGCCUGUGAGCUCCAGGGCAGGGGCUGCCAACCCCCACCCCCACCCCCG
This is a messenger RNA of Myotis lucifugus (little brown bat), 1930 nucleotides long. RefSeq names its product forkhead box H1 (gene FOXH1). The record is from RefSeq and is a predicted model, not a curated record. Gene Ontology annotation, molecular function: sequence-specific DNA binding; DNA-binding transcription factor activity. Lineage: Eukaryota; Metazoa; Chordata; Mammalia; Chiroptera; Vespertilionidae. Gene Ontology annotation, biological process: regulation of DNA-templated transcription.